GGCGACACGCCGGAGCUUCAGCGCAGCUUCCCCUGGCGCCCGCGCUUCCACUGCGGCGGCUUUGGGGUCGCAGAUAGGUACCAGGAGAGCUUCCAGCGCUUGCUGGAAACUGCGCGGCGCAAGAACUCGCGCUUAGAGAUCCUGGCGGCGCAGUGGUACGGCAGCGACGUCAUGGCUGUCGCCGACUGGGGCGGCAGCCUGUCCGCGCUCAGCCGCCAGCACCUGCGAGGCUAUGCCCAAGAAGUCCGCGCCUUUUUGGAGGAGUGGAACUUGCAGGGUUACGUGGUAGACUUCGAGGGCACCAACGUGGUGCGCUGGUACACUGAACUCCUGGUCGCCCUCGCCAGCGCCUUCCGAGCUAGCGCGGGCGAUCGCCGUCUGCAGCUGGGCGUGUCGCCGAGCACGGCGCGGGACCUGAAGGGCACGGACUCGCUGACGGACUAUGUCCUGGUCCAGAGCUACGCGCCAAAGGUGGACCUUGACGACUACCUCGCCAUCUUCGACCCCCACAAGGUCUACGUGGGCCUGUGCCCGGAGGGGUGCUGGAACGGCACUGCGGAAGCCGCUUGCGGCGAGGUGCUGGCGAAAGGUCUGGGUGGUAUGCACGUGUGGCGCCUGAACAACGGAAAUGCCACGCGCAUGGCAGAGGA
Molecule: messenger RNA, 650 nt
Organism: Effrenium voratum
Lineage: Eukaryota; Dinophyceae; Suessiales; Symbiodiniaceae
Source: the annotation of a GenBank genome assembly